AUGCAAAAAAAAGGUCCAAAAAAAGGACCAUCUACUAUGAAAAAAGAAGAAAUAAUAGAAUAUAAUCCUAUUAAAAUAAACGAUAUAAAACUCUCUAAUAUGGAUUUAUCAAUAAAUUAUCCUUCAGAUAGUAAGUGGAUUGCUUCUUAACUUUAAAUUAUUAAAGAUAGAAAUAUUUAUGAUUGUUAUACUAAUAAACCUAUAUGGACUAAAAUAUAUCCUUAAUAAUGUGGCCUUCCUGUAUAUAAUAAUAGUGGCAGAUAUUGGAUAGUUGAAGAAGAUAAAAAACGUAUAGAAUUAAUUACACAUUAACCAAUAUAAUAUAAUUUUUUUAGAAUAAAAACUGGUGUAUCUAAAGUACCUUUACUAAAUAUGUUUUCACCUUUUUCAUUUGAGGAAAUACAUACAGCGAAAACUUGCAUUAAAAAUAGAUUACAUAAACCUCCUAAUUACUAAGAUGGAGCUGAAAUUAGGGAUGAUGGCAAGUCCAUUAUGUCUACUAUUUAAAAAAAUAACGCUGAAGAAUCUUUAUAAAUGAAACCUUUAGAUGAUUUUUCCUCUCUAGCGAAUAUAAUAGAAUCAUUAAAUAGAGGAAUUGGUGGUAUUUGGAUAUCUGACAAUGAUAUUCUUAAGAAUUUCGAACAUAUACAAUUAUUUUAUAACCCUAAUAAAUAUCCACAUAAUAAAAUUAUAAACGUAGGCUAAUCAUCUGAAUAUGAGCUUACAAUAGGGGAAGAAUAUGAAGUGUUAAUAAUAGAUUAAAAUCUUAAUAAUAAUAAUGAAUAAAACGAUUUUAAUGAAGAAAAUGAAGAAAAUAAUGUUUUGUUUUCUUUUUCUUCUAAAGAAUGCAAAAAUUAGAAAAUUAUACCAUAACCAUAUUGUAUUUUAUAAAAAUUCGAUUUUUAGAAUUUUUAAGUUGUUCAUGAAUAUUAGCCCAUAAGAGGAAAUUAAAACUCGUAGUUGAUUUAGAUUGAAAAUAAAAAUUAGAUAUUUAAAAUUCUUUGUUAUACUCCAGUUUCUUAUACUUUAAAUAUUUCCUCUAGUAACCCGUUUAGAUUAUGCUCUAUGUUGUAGUUUUUGUAAGAAUUCGAAGGCUUUUAGGUCAAAAAUUUUACUAUAGAAUAUCCGGCUUUUGAGAAAAAUAAAGAAGAAGUUUUUAUUUUAAAAUUAAAAAGUUAAAAUGAUUAAUUAUUAAAAUAUAUGCACUUGAAAUUAAUAGAAAAUGAUUAAAAAAAUGAUAGCUAAAUGCUAAACACUAUAGAAGGUGUAGAUAAGAAUUUAUAUGAAAACACUUUGCAAAUUUCGAAUUAUAUGAGGAUAUAAAUAAAGGCAAAAACUAGCUAUUUUUUAAUUUUAGAAGGCGAACUUCCACAUAAUGUAUCAGAAGGUAAUGUUUAAGUAGAAUUUUAUACUAAAAAUAAUGAUAUUUAAUUCGAAAAUUAUGAACAUGUGGAACCUUUAGUUUAUUAAGAGAAAUAUUUUCCAACUAAAUAUGGAAUUUUAUUUAGAGAAAAAUUAUAUGUAUAGGAAGAUACUUUGGUUAGUUUAAGAUUAAAAAUAGGGGAAGUUUUAGGAAAUAAUAAUAAUAUAUAAUAAUAAAGUAUAGAUCCUAAAAAAAAAGGGAAAAUUAAUAAUAUAAAUGAAUAAACCGAAAUUUAAGAAAGAGAUUUAGUUGAAAAAAGAUUAAUAAAAAUGGAACUUUUCGAAAAUGGAAAGUCUAUAAUUUAUUCAAACGGAUAUAAUGUUACUCAUUUUUCAAAUGUUUUUUUGAAAUCAACUAAAAAUAAUGAAAAUGUUUAAUAUUUAAUAUAGGCUAUAUUUGAUCUUAGAGAUUGGCCUAAUGCUAAAUAUAUAAAUGAAGAUACAGAAAACAUUUUCUGGUUUUUAAGUGUUAUUAGUACUUCAACGGUAGCUUUUGUAAAAGAUACGGAUAAAGAAGAUAAAGAUAAGACAAUUAAAAAAUCUUGGGAAGAUAAAGAAUAAGGAAGAGCGGAGAAAGCUAAAAAGGCAAGGAAAAAAUAUGAAAUUUUAAUAAAGAAAUAAUAAAAUCCUAAUAUAGAAUUAACUGAAGAAGAAUAAUAAUUAAUAUAAGAAGUCAGAUUAUCUAAAAAAUAAAGAGAAGAAUAAUAAUAAUCAAUAGGAAAUAUAGGAAAAAAGUAAGUAAAAAAAGAAGAUAAAAAAAAUACUAAAGGAUAGAAAAAAGAAGAUAUAAUAGACGAUAAAAAAGAAAUUAAAUAAUUUCCUAAAAGUAAUGAUCAUUAAACACAAGAUAUAUGCGAAUUUUUACAACAUUUAGAAUAACCUAGAAUAAUUGAAAAAUUAGCAGAUCAUGGAGGUCUAAUAGAUAUAAGAUCAUCACAAAAUAAAUAAGAAAUUAAAGAAAAUGCUUUGUUAUCUUUAGAAGAAUUUACUGGAUUUAAUUAAAGAAAUGAAUUAUUAAAUAAUGAAUUAAAAUAAUUACAAAACGAAGAAUAUUAAAAAAUAAUGAGUUUAUAUUAGUAAGAUAGAACCAAUUUUAAGUAAAACUGGGUAUCUUUUUUGGAAUAAAGAGAUGAAUUUAAAACUAAAAAUUAAGUCAAAAAUUCAAAAGAAAAAGAACUUAUAGAGGUUUUAAAAUAGGAAAAACCGCAAGUUAAUGUUACUGAUUUUGAAAAAUUAUUAGUAGAUAUACAAGAGAUUAAUGAUUUUAAUGUUUAAUUAGUUAAUUUAGGUAAAUUAGUUCUUAAAAAUUUAAAAAUAUAAGUUUUAAGUAAUAAAAUCGAAGAGUGUUUGGGUAUUUUUAAUGUCGACUUAUUAAAAGAAUAUAUGUCAGAGUAUAAGAAUUAUUAAGUAUAAGGUAUUAAUUAAGAAAUAAUUCAAAAAGCUGAAGAAAUGUUAGAAGAAGCGAGAUAAAAUCCUAAUUUUGUAGUAGAAAAAUAAGCAGAAGCCAAAAAAGCAGGAAAAAAAGGAAAAAAUGAUUUUAUUUUAUUUUUAAUAAUAUUAUUAAUAUUAAUAAAAUAUAAAUAUUAAUAUUAAUAAAUACAUAUAUUAAUUUAUUAAUAAUUUAAAUUUAACUGA
Messenger RNA from Ichthyophthirius multifiliis, 3057 nucleotides. RefSeq lists its product as hypothetical. Lineage: Eukaryota; Ciliophora; Oligohymenophorea; Hymenostomatida. The transcript is spliced from 7 exons. The record is from RefSeq and is a predicted model, not a curated record.